Molecule: messenger RNA, 3500 nt
Organism: Mercurialis annua (annual mercury)
Lineage: Eukaryota; Viridiplantae; Streptophyta; Magnoliopsida; Malpighiales; Euphorbiaceae
Product: L-arabinokinase-like
Exons: 30
Coding region: 195-3188 (997 amino acids)
Molecular function (GO): ATP binding
Source: RefSeq, a predicted model, not a curated record
AUUAGUGUAACUAAUUACCCGCCAAUUGCGUUUCCUUCUCAGCCUAUCAACUUUCUCGCGGCCAUUUUCCCUCUCUCCAAACACUCCUUAAUUUUCGUUAGCUGCAAAAUCACUUCACUCUCCUGUUUUAUUUUCUUUAAAAAUUUACACGAACAAUCAUCUGAAUUAUCGUAGAUCAUGUCUUUCUGAUCAGAAUGAGAAUAGAGGAAGAGAACAAUGGAGUAUCAGCUUCCAGGAAGCACUUGGUCUUCGCUUACUAUGUCACCGGCCAUGGCUUUGGUCAUGCCACUCGCGUUGUUGAGGUUGUGAGGAACUUAAUUUUAGCUGGGCAUGAUGUGCACGUGGUCAGCGGUGCACCCGAGUUUGUGUUCACUUCGGAAGUACAGUCUCCCAGACUCUUCAUCCGCAAAGUGUUGUUGGACUGUGGAGCAGUUCAGGCUGAUGCAUUGACAGUUGAUCGCCUUGCUUCGUUAGAAAAGUAUUCAGAAACAGCUGUAAAGCCUCGAGAGUCUAUUUUGGCAACAGAAACAGAGUGGCUUAACUCCAUCAAAGCCGACUUAGUGGUCUCAGAUGUAGUUCCGGUUGCCUGCCGUGCAGCAGCUGAUGCUGGAAUUCGAUCUGUCUGUGUCACCAACUUUAGUUGGGACUUUAUCUAUGCAGAGUAUGUGAUGGCUGCGGGAGACAAUCAUCGUUCUAUAGUUUGGCAGAUUGCAGAAGAUUACUCUCAUUGUGAAUUCUUAAUCCGCCUCCCAGGAUAUUGCCCAAUGCCUGCUUUCCGUGAUGUUAUUGAUGUACCGCUUGUUGUGAGGAGGUUGCACAAGUCUCGCAAGGAGGUAAGAAAGGAACUCGGUAUCAAUGAUGAUGUGAAGCUGGUUAUCCUUAAUUUUGGUGGACAGCCAGCUGGGUGGAAGUUAAAGGAAGAGUACCUACCUUCUGGUUGGCUAUGCCUGGUUUGUGGUGCUUCUGAGAGCCAAGAGCUUCCACCAAAUUUCAUAAAGCUUGCAAAAGAUGCUUAUACACCUGAUCUUAUUGCUGCAUCAGAUUGUAUGCUCGGAAAAAUUGGGUAUGGUACAGUCAGUGAAGCUUUGGCAUAUAAGUUACCAUUUGUCUUUGUACGCAGAGAUUAUUUCAAUGAAGAACCAUUUUUGAGAAAUAUGCUUGAGUUUUAUCAAAGUGGCGUCGAGAUGAUAAGGAGAGAUCUACUAAUAGGUCAUUGGAAACCUUACCUUGAACGUGCAAUUAGCUUGAGACCUUGCUAUGAGGAAGGCAGUAACGGUGGCGAGGUGGCAGCACACAUUUUACAAGAGACAGCUAUUGGUAAAAACUAUGCUUCAAAUAAGUUAAGUGGGGCAAGGCGAUUGCGUGAUGCUAUCAUUCUUGGAUAUCAAUUACAAAGGGUUCCGGGACGAGAUAUAAGCAUUCCAGAAUGGUAUGCAAAUGCUGAAAAUGAACUAAACAAGUCUAUUGGAUCAGCAGUUACCCAAAGAUAUGAGAAUGGACCACAAGCGAUCGAAUGCACGGAUGAUUUUGACAUUCUUCAUGGAGAUCUUCAAGGUCUUUCGGAUACAAUGAGUUUCUUAAAGAGUUUAGCAGAGCUAGAUUCUGUUUAUGAAUCUGAAAAGAAUGCUGAAAAGCGCCAGAUGCGAGAGCGGAAGGCUGCUGCAGGACUUUUUAAUUGGGAGGAAGAUAUUUUUGUAGCAAGAGCACCUGGACGACUCGAUGUAAUGGGAGGAAUUGCUGACUAUUCAGGAAGUCUCGUCUUGCAGAUGCCUAUACGAGAAGCUUGCCAUGCUGCUGUCCAAAGGAAUUAUCCAAGUAAACACAGGCUCUGGAAGCAUGCCCAGGCACGACAAAGUGAAAAGGGACUAAAACCUACUCCUGUUCUGCAAAUUGUAUCGUAUGGAUCAGAGUUGAGCAAUCGUGGCCCAACUUUUGACAUGGAUCUUGCUGAUUUUAUGGAUGGGGACAAACCAAUGUCAUAUGAGAAAGCUAGGAAAUAUUUUGCCCAAGACCCGUCACAAAAGUGGGCUGCUUAUGUUGCAGGGACCAUUCUGGUUUUGAUGAUAGAAUUAGGUGUACGCUUUGAGGAUAGUAUCAGCAUGCUGGUUUCUUCAGCAGUUCCGGAAGGGAAAGGUGUAUCUUCUUCUGCCUCUGUCGAGGUUGCUAGCAUGUCUGCUAUAGCUGCAGCUCAUGGAUUGAACAUCGGUCCGCGAGACAUGGCUUUGCUCUGCCAGAAGGUGGAGAAUCACAUCGUUGGAGCUCCAUGUGGUGUAAUGGACCAGAUGACCUCAGUAUGUGGUGAAGCCAACAAACUUCUUGCAAUGCUUUGCCAGCCUGCUGAAGUAAUUGGUCUAGUAGAAAUCCCUACCCACAUUCGAUUUUGGGGAAUUGAUUCAGGAAUACGUCACAGUGUUGGUGGUGCCGACUAUGGAUCUGUGAGAAUUGGUGCCUUCAUGGGUCGAAGGAUGAUAAAGUCUACUGCAUCUGCUCUGUUGUCUAGGUCAUUGUCUGAUGUUGAUGGGUCGGUCAUUGAUGAAUUGGAAGAUGAUGGAACUGAAUUGUUCAAAUCAGAGGCUAUACUAGAUUAUUUGUGCAAUUUGCCCCCACACAGAUAUGAAGCUCUUUACUCUAAGAUACUUCCUGAAUCCAUUCUUGGUGAGGCAUUUUUGGAGAAGUAUGGUGAUCACAAUGAUCCUGUCACCAAAAUUGAUCCGAAUCGCACAUAUGGUGUGAGAGCACCUGCUAAACACCCUAUCUAUGAGAACUUCCGAGUCAUGGCCUUCAAAGCAUUGCUAUCUUCUGCAACUUCGCAUGAGCAACUUACGGCUCUUGGAGAAUUGUUGUAUCAGUGUCACUACAGCUAUGGUGAUUGUGGACUCGGGUCUGGCGGAACAGACAGGCUUGUGCGAUUAGUACAAGAGAUGCAACAUAGUAAUUCUUCCAAGUCUGAGGAUGGAACACUUUACGGAGCAAAAAUAACUGGCGGGGGUUCCGGUGGAACAGUAUGCGUCAUUGGUAGGAACUGUCUGCACAGCAGCCAACAAAUUCUUGAGGUUCAACAAAGGUACAAAGCUGCAACUGGAUAUUUGCCAUUUAUAUUUGAAGGUUCAUCUCCAGGGGCUGCAAAUUUUGGAUAUCUGAGAAUUCACCGCCGUCCGUCUUCUGCUGCUGUUUCCUCUCCUAUUUAAAGUAACCAGAGAUAUGUGUGGGGAAUUUUGAAUUCACCGAAUUCCGUCUCCCUCUGGUAUUUAAUGUAGUCAGACAAACGUGUAGGAAACAACUAAUAAAUAAGAAAGCGAAUAAAUUGCUGAAGCAAACAUUUGCAGCAUUGGUCGGGGCUGCAACUGUUAGUGUAUCAUUUCUACGCAAGUGCACAAACAAAGGAUUGGUUGCGUAGCGAAGUGGAUGAAUUGAUAAUGUAAUGCAUGCACAAAUCUGUAACUGCUUUUACAAUAAGGUAGACAAAUAUGAUCCGACUAGAAAGUAUCUUCAUCCUCGCU